Molecule: messenger RNA, 5526 nt
Organism: Etheostoma cragini (Arkansas darter)
Lineage: Eukaryota; Metazoa; Chordata; Actinopteri; Perciformes; Percidae
Product: brevican core protein-like
Exons: 14
Coding region: 330-4850 (1506 amino acids)
Biological process (GO): cell adhesion
Molecular function (GO): hyaluronic acid binding
Source: RefSeq, a predicted model, not a curated record
UCACUUCUUUUCAUAGCCUAUUACAUCGGUUAUUUUAGACGUCAUCCCUCCCAAUCCCCUUUGACAGACACACAUCAUCUCCAUCCAGAUUGUUGGGCGGAAAAGUGGGCAGUGAUCAAAUGGGAUUUUAUAUCUGGCGUCACUUUCUCUUAACUCCCUCGUUUCUCACCGAGCUUCAGAGUCGCUCGGACCGCAAUCCAUACUCCCCUCAUACCUGCGCACAGCAUCCACAGCGGCUUCCCUGUGUAGUCGCACUGCAGCAAGCAGAGUGGAGCUGACGAAAACUACUUUUUACAGCCGAGAAGUCAAUCCAUCCCGCAUCAGCUGAAAUGCUGCUGAGAAGAAGCCGACAUGUCCAAAUAUUUCCACUUCUCAUUGAAGUCUGCCGCCUCACUCUGGCAUUCCCCACACAAACUCCAUCUGCAUUUGAGAAUGUCCGGCAGCUCCAGGUGAACAUCCCUCACUCAGGUCCGGUUUCCGCCCCACUGGGCAGCUCCAUCUCCAUCCCCUGCUUGGUGUCUCUGUCCUCUUCCUCCCCUGUUGCACCGCGGGUGAAGUGGACCGUGGUGUCCGGUGGCGUAGAGACGCAGAUCUUGGUGGCGCGGGGUCAAAGGGUGAAGGUCAACGAGGUGUACCGAGACCGCGCUGCCUGGCUCAACUACACUUCCUCCCCUGAUGAUCUGUCACUGUGGCUGGGAGAUUUACGCUCCAGUGACUCGGGUCAUUACCGCUGCGAGGUGCAGCAGGGCUUGGAGGACGCCAGUGACCUCGUACAACUCAAAGUCAAAGGUGUUGUAUUCCACUACAGAGAUGCUUUGGGCCGCUAUGCGUUUUCUUUCCAUCAGGCCCAGAGGGCUUGUGUGGCCAUUGGGGCACAAAUCGCAACUCCUGACCAGCUGCUUGCGGCUUAUUAUGACGGCUACGAGCAGUGUGAUGCAGGCUGGCUGGCAGACCAGUCUGUCAGGUACCCAAUCCAAGUGCCCCGUGAAGGUUGUUAUGGAGACAUGGAUGGUCAACCAGGAGUGAGAAACUAUGGGACAAUGGAUCCAGAUAAUUUGUUUGAUGUUUACUGUUACGUGGAGGAAGCUGAUGGGGAGCUGUUUUAUGACACCAUUCCACAGCAGUUGUCAUUUGACAAAGCGCAAUUAUACUGCAGAGCUAGAGGAGCAGAGCUGGCCACAACAGCGCAGCUGUACUUGGCAUGGAGUGAAGGUCUGGAUCGUUGCAGCCCUGGUUGGCUGUCUGAUGGUAGUGUGCGCUACCCUAUCAUUGCCCCAAGAGAGCGCUGUGGAGGGCCCCAGCCAGGCGUCAAAACCCUUUAUCGCUUUAGCAACCAAACUGGCUUCCCAGAGCCAUCCAGCCUUUAUGACAUGUAUUGUUUCAAAGAUAGUAAUUCUGCCACCGACUCUCCCAUUGAAUUUGUGGCCACAGAGCCUGAGGACAUUGGACAAGAUGUUGUUAUUCUUAUGGAAACAGAUCAAGAGCUGCAACUGAAGCAACAUUCAGAACAAGUGGAGCUCAAAGCUCAAAGGGUAUUUGAAUCUUUUCCCCUUUUCUCCAGUUCUUCCACUGAGGCAAAUGACACGCACCCAACAGUUAGAUCAGAUACAACCGAGUCUCCUCUCCACACCACACCUACUGGGAAUGUCCUCCAGGCAUUGAAUGAAACUUCAUCUACUACAGAAAUGAGCUCCCAGCAUCCUACAGCACUUAUGAGCAGCACUAUUAGCACCAGAGACACCUACGAUGCCCUACAAAACACAUCAUUACCAUCCAGCGAUUACAAUGAGACAGAUUCCCAACAUAACUUGAACUUCACCUUUCACCAGUCUAAGCCUGAAAGCACCACAGGGUUUCCCGAACCAUUAUAUGAACCUCACACACAUAACCAAACCGUUGCAGAUACUCAUCCUGAACUGAAUACAUCUGAGAGGCCAAAGGAUUCCCAAGAAAUACAAAAGAUCAACUUGCAUUUUGACAGAUCGCAAGGCAAUUAUAGUGAAAAAGACAGCAAUCAUGCCCAAGAGGAGAGCUCCUGGGAGGUGACGUCAAUGACCCUUGACCCUGUAGUUCAAGUGAAGAUGGAAGAGGCAGCAGCAGUAGAAGAUUCUGUGCAGGUGUUACUCUCAACUCAGGCCUCAAAAGAUGAAGGAGAACUUCUUUCACAACCAGCAAAAACUACAAAAUCUUCCAAUAAUGAGCAGACCUUAUUGUGGGCACAUCUGGAUGGGUCUGGAGAUUUUUCUCAAGAAAGGGAACUUGACAUUGAAGAUGCUGGCUUCAUCUCCACAUCAGAUUCUUCAACUUCCAGCUUUACCACUCUCCCGUCACAUCCUGCUUCUGCUAGCAGUGCUCCUACUGAGCCUCAGACUGCAAUCCCUGAUCUAAUCUUCUCAUCUGGGCCACAGCAUUCUGACAAACUGGGCUUGGAUAUCCUCACCACAGCACCACAGUUGUGGGACUCCUCCAUUUCUAGACAAGAGGGAAGUACAAGUUUAGAAUUUGAAGAAACAGUCACUUUGGAAAGUGAAGAAAAACUUGUAUCUGGAGUAAGUUUAGCUACAACUGAGUCUCCAGAGGAGUUGUACACUCCUCACUUGCCUACUGAUUCCUCCAAAGCACGGUUUCACACAUCCGGUUACAGACUGUAUUUGGAUACUGUGACCACUGGAUAUGAAGAGGCAAGUGGACAUGAACUUGCUACAGUUACUGCAACCCUUGUAGAAGAUGUUAAAGUUGCCCCAACCAUUAAAGGGGAUGUUAAAGUGACCCCAAUCCUUGAAGAAGAAAAAGAAGUUUCCUUUUUUCUUGAAAAAGAAGUUAACGUUACCCCAACCCUUGCCCUUAAAGAAGAAGCUAGGGAUACCCCAACCCUUGAAGAAGAAGCUAGCAAUAUUUUAACCCUAGAAGAAGAAGCUAGCGUUGCCCCAACCCUUGAAGAAGAAAUGAAGAUUACCCCAACACUUAAAGAAGUUGACAUUACCCCAACCCUUGAAGAAGAAGUUAAGAUUACCCCAACACUUAAAGAAGUUAACAUUACCCCAACCCUUGACGAAGAAGUUAACGUAACCCCAACCCUUAAAGAAGAAGCUAGUCUUGCUCCAACCCUUGAAGAAGAAGUUAAGAUUACCCCAACACUUAAAGAAGUUAAUAUUACCCCAAACCUUGACGAAGAAGUGAACGUUACCCCAACCCUUAAAGAAGAAGCUAGUCUUGCUCCAACCCUUGAAGAAGAAGUUAAGAUUACCCCAACACUUAAAGAAUUUAAUAUUAACCCAAACCUUGACGAAGAAGUGAACGUUACCCCAACCCUUAAAGAAGAAGCUAGUGUUGCUCCAACCCUUGAAGAAGAAGUUAAGAUUACCCCAACACUUAAAGAAGUUAAUAUUACCCCCAACCUUGACGAAGAAGUGAACGUUACCCCAACCCUUAAAGAAGAAGCUAGUGCUGCUCCAACCCUUGAAGAAGAAGUUAAGAUUACCCCAACACUUAAAGAAGUUAACAUUACCCCAAACAUUGACGAAGAAGUUAACGUUACUCCAACCCUUAAAGAAGAAGCUAGUGUUGCUCCAAUCCUUGAAGAAGAAGUUGACUUUACCCCAACCCUUGAAGAUGAUAGCUUUGCCCCAACCUUUGAGAAGGACUUUAAUGUCUUUCAUCUCGAUUCACAAACAUCUAACUGGGAUUUUCUGCACACCACAACUGGACCCCAGGAGUCUCUGAAUGAUCUUGAGUACAGCAGAAAACAUCCCUCCAUCACCUCCACAGCAGUUUCUGAGUCUUUCUCAGGUACAAAACCCACUGCUGCUACCACAAAGACGCUCACCACCACCAUCACAACCACCACGCACUGGUCCAGACGCACAUGGAGCCCAACCACCUCAGCUCCCAAUGUUUUUCGCAAGACAGCUGAGCCCCGGAAGGUGACAACCUUCAUACCACCUGUGGAUCAAGGUCUGGUGGAUGUUGAGUUUAGUCUCACCCAGCCGCCCACCCUGCUUAUCUUGCCCAAUGAGAGGGCAGCUGUAGGCGGGACAGGGAAAAUUUCAGAUGCAUGUUUGGAUGACCCCUGUCUCAAUGGAGGCACCUGUACUGACCGAGAUGGCAAGAUUCAAUGUCUUUGUUUGCCAACAUACGGAGGAGACUUCUGUCACACUGACUUGGAGCGAUGCGAACCGGGUUGGGAUAAGUUCCACGGUUUCUGCUACCGACACUUCAGUCAGCGUCUGAGCUGGGAGGUUGCAGAGCAGCACUGUCGCAUGCUGGGAGCUCAUCUGGUGUCUGUCAUAACCCCUGAGGAACAGAGUUACAUCAACAACAACUACAAAGAAUACCAGUGGACCGGUUUGAAUGAUAAGACCAUUGAGGAUGACUUCCGCUGGUCUGAUGGCAACCCGCUGCUGUAUGAGAACUGGUACAGAGGGCAGCCAGACAGCUAUUUUCUGUCUGGAGAAGACUGUGUAGUGAUGGUGUGGCACGAUGAUGGACGCUGGAGUGAUGUACCCUGCAACUAUCACCUUGCAUACACCUGCAAAAAAGGCACAUCCUCAUGUGGUCCUCCACCCAAGGUCCGAAACGCCUCCAUCUUUGGAAAAGUUCGACAAAGAUACGAGACCAACACAGUUGUACGUUAUUACUGCGCCAACGGUUUCCAACAGAAACUAAAUCCUCUGAUCAGAUGUCUGUCUACAGGAAGGUGGGAGAGGCCCAGGGUCCUGUGCAUCCCUGAGGCCGGAGGUUCAAUUCAACAGCCUGAAGGGACGUCACUGACCAGCAGCCACUCUGCUGCCAUUGAAGAUGAGUUUGAAGCCAAUAAAGAGACACCACAGUAUUGGGACAUCAAGUUUUGAAAAUCAGCCGUGUUUUCCUGACUUGUCUUCAUUUCCUAAAUUCUGCUGUUGUAACAUAACAAGGUGCCAAGAGUCAAAUCAUUUUUUUACCAAUGAACGCUCAUCAGGAGAAAAUGAACCACAGCAAAAUGCAAAAAGACACAAACUGAAGCUUUGUUUCAGCCAAGAAGCCUGAAUGCACAGCCAGGGUUGGUUUUCUUUUAAUGGAGUUAAAAAUUCCUACUUUUUUAAUGACCUCGAGAAUAUUUUCUACUGUAUUUUGUUUUAUCGUUCUGACUAGCAGAGCUUAAAAUAGGUUAAAGUAAAAAGAAAGAAGAAAUACAGUAAGUUCCUAAUUAUUGUCUAUUAUUGUCAAAUCUACGGAAAGAACAGUUCUCUUUGUGGUUUUUGUUAUACCAGGAACCUUUUUUAUGAAAUGGUGCUAAUGUCUUUAAAAACCUUUGUCUCGAAACCAAGAUUUUUGUUUCCCCUGCUUUGUCAAAGAAUCGUAUGACUCCAAAGCUGAACAAAUAGUCAAUAAGUACUUUACAUGUAUCAUUUUCACACCUGUUAUCAUUGCUGUCCACAUUGAUCUGAGGGAAACCUUUUAUUUCCGGCAGACGCAGUUUUGUUCGUCAGCUUUAUGUUGUAAUAAAGUUUUGUAGAACAGAGCAAAGAAUAAAUCGUUCUCUAAUGU